Capsicum annuum is the source of this 673-nucleotide messenger RNA. RefSeq names its product protein ULTRAPETALA 1-like. The record is from RefSeq and is a predicted model, not a curated record. Gene Ontology annotation, cellular component: nucleus; cytosol. Lineage: Eukaryota; Viridiplantae; Streptophyta; Magnoliopsida; Solanales; Solanaceae.
GCAAGCUUACUCCGAUUGAAUUUGAAAAACAUGCUGGAAGAGAAACUUGUAGAAAAUGGAAGAAUAAUAUCUGGAUCUUUAUUGAUGGUAAUAAAGUUCCAUUGGUAAGUACUGUACUACUCAAAUACCACAACCAGUCAUCAAAGCAUGCCUAUGGGACACAUAGAUUUUGUCAUCGUGAUGAAUUCAUCAUAUGUACCGAGUGCAAAAAAGAACGUAGGUUUUGUCGCCACUCUGUAGAGGAAUGCAAGAGUUAUCAUGAUGCUUUGCUCAAUACUAAUUGGAAGUGCGCUGAUAUUUCUUUUGGCAAAUUUUCCUGUGAUGAUAAAGAAGAACGAAAAAGUCGAAGGGUGUACAGAGGAUGUUUGCGUUCCUCAACGUGUGAAGGUUGUAGUUCAUGCGUAUGUUUUGGAUGUCAAAUAUGUUGUUUCUCAAGCUGCAGCUGCCAGACAUGCAUUGAUUUCACAAAGACUACAAAAGCUUAAAUCACCCUUUACUAAGAAUUCCUUUCUAUUUAUAUGGGCAUGUUCUUACAAUCAUUUAAUUCAUUUGAACCCAUGCAGUUCUCUACUUUUUUUGAGGCACUUAAUCCAAAUUUACAAUUUACAGUUUUUUCCUUUUGUGGCCCUAUCGAUGGUUUUUCCUAUCAAUGUGAUUCACAUUAGUUCCUUAA